AUGCCGGUGCAAAUGGGAAGGCUGAAAAGUUUGAGACAAUUGACUGCUUUUGUUGUGGGCAGAUCUGCUGGGUCAAGCAUAGGAGAGCUGAGGGAGUUCCCGCCGCUUCAAGGAAAACUUGCAAUUUUUAAUCUACAAAAUGUAGAUGAUGCUAGGGAUGCAUUGCAAGCCAAUUUGAAGGACAAGAAAGAUCUCAAGGAGUUAGAGUUGCAUGGGGCGCAGAGGAUGCUGAUAAUUCCCAAAAGGAGAAAGAUGUGCUUGACAAGCUCCACCCUUGCAUGA
Prunus armeniaca (apricot) is the source of this 282-nucleotide messenger RNA. NCBI's taxonomy places the organism in Eukaryota, Viridiplantae, Streptophyta, Magnoliopsida, Rosales, Rosaceae. The record is from the annotation of a GenBank genome assembly.